Neurospora crassa OR74A is the source of this 2562-nucleotide messenger RNA. RefSeq lists its product as hypothetical. The record is from RefSeq and is a predicted model, not a curated record. Bases 501 to 1913 code for a protein of 470 amino acids. The transcript has 6 exons. NCBI's taxonomy places the organism in Eukaryota, Fungi, Ascomycota, Sordariomycetes, Sordariales, Sordariaceae.
CUUCGGUGCCACUGACCGAACCCGCCCGCCCCUCAUCCACUCACCACUCGCGGCUCUCCACAAAACCCCAUCUCCAACCCAUCAGAGAGGUACCGCAACAGCUCCAGCUCCAGGGUUCCUGAACUUCCUGACAACUUGAGCGAUCAACAUUGUGUAGUGUACCUUUCCCUUGAUUGCUCGCUUGCCCUUCCCCAAGAUCUGUCGUCUGCACUUUUUAUUGUCCUGUUUGGACGAAGGAAAUAACAAAAGCUCUUGUACGCCCACGCCCCUUGCGCCCACACAAUAUCAACCGUGGUUCAGCUUCUCUUGGUUUGGUUAAAGACAAAAAAAGACCCCUCCGACUUUUUAGUUUCUAGAACCGGACUCGAGUCCGCUUCAGCUUCCAGGAUUAACUACCCACCUAUCCACCUACCGACCUAGCGCCGACAAGAAGCAACAGAUAGCUCUAGGUCGUUGUAGCCAGAUUGGAGACAGAAAACAAAAGGGAACAGACAAAAAAGAUGCAACCGUACACUUCAAACCUACCGCACCAGCUGCCGCCCGACCACGGCUAUCACCACGAUCCUCACGCGACUCCAUAUCCCCCGCGUCAUCACCAAUUGCAGCAGCAACACCAGCUCCCCUCCAUGGGCCCUCCCAGCGCGCCACCGCCGCACCAUACAAACCCAUACCAAGAUCCCACCAUGUCCGGCUCUGCGUCGUCGGUUCCUCCUCAUGCUCCCCCCGGCCCCGGUGGUUCUAGUCACGGCGAUGGAAGCGGCCACGCCGGCCAAUUACAAUCAACCCCGCCAUCCCACCAGCAGCUACACGAACGAGCGCCCUUGACGGCCGAGGAAAGGAUGCAGCAGGAGCAAAACUUGAAGCCAUACUCGGGGACCGACAGUCAGGGGAGGAUGUAUUCGCUCGAAGUUGUGCAACAACCACAACGUGCACGAAUGUGUGGUUUUGGUGAUAAGGAUCGAAGACCCAUCACACCCCCUCCUUGUGUUAAGCUGAUUAUUAGAGACGCGAAAACCGGGAAAGAGAUUGAUUGCAAUGAAAUCGAAUACUCAAUGUUCAUCUGCAACGUCAGCCUAUACACAGAAGACGCCCUAAAGGAAGUAAACCUCGUCCGACACACGACCUCAACGCCCUCCAUCUCGUCUACCACUCCAGCUUCGUAUGCCUCCCUCGAGCAAACAACGCCCGCUUAUUCGCAUAUUCUGCCGUCGAAUCGAGAUGUGGGCUAUGGGCAUCACCAGGGGAUGUCAUACCAAGGGAACCCGGGCAUGAAUCCGUAUGAUAUGCAGACAAGUCCUUACCACGCUGGCUUUGUAAACGGCAACCCCUAUGGCGCCCCCGCCCCCUCACACUAUCAAUACAACCAACCACUUCCACCCCAGCCCGGGCCUUACGGCGCCCCGCGAGGUCCUUACGACCACCCAACUCAGUAUGGCGGCAUGCACGGUGGUGUAGGCGGACCUCUACAGCACAGGAUGUCGGUCAGCAGUACUAGUGGUCAGGGCGGACAGCAGCCUCAGGGCAUGUUCACGAGGAACCUGAUUGGAAGCCUGGUGUGCAGCGCCUUCAGGCUGACAGAUACAAACGAUAAAAUUGGGAUUUGGUUCGUGAUGCAGGACUUGAGUGUGAGGACUGAGGGUGUUUUUAGGCUCCAAUUCUCCUUCGUAAACGUUGGCCUCCCCACCCCCCUUCCUUCAGGGUCAUCCGGCUCCGGCACGGGCAUCAACCAAUCCAAGGCUCCGAUCCUCGCUUCCGUCUUCAGCGAGCCGUUCCAGGUCUUUAGCGCCAAGAAGUUCCCGGGAGUGUGCGACAGCACGGCACUCAGCAAGUGUUUUGCGACGCAGGGCAUCAAGAUACCCAUCAGAAAGGAGGGGGCGAAUAGUAAGAAUAAUGAGGAUGAUGAUGAUUAUUAAGGCGGGGGUUUUGGAUACCAGAAAUGAGAUGGCCAUUUUGAAAAGAGGACACCGAGCAGGGCAGGGUGUGUAUAAACGAUCCAACGUUGAUGGGAAUGUUGGAUGCUCGACUCACACUGCCAGUCACGUUGUCAACGCUGCCAUCCGCUGCCGUCCGCUGCCGUCCGGCCCAACCUCGACGAAUCACGACCAGAUACGAAGAGUUUGGGAGGUACUGUGAGAAGGAGGGAGGGAAGGAAGGGGACAGGACAGGAUGAAGUAGGGAGCACGAAGAUGAACGAGCACGAACAUUAAUGAUGUUUCGUGAGAUGAUCAACCACGAAGCGGUGUCUUUCCUCAGAUAAUAUCUUUAUCAGAAGAAUAUGUUGAACAGGACAGGAGAUACGAAAGGCAUGAUUCUCCCCAUGGGUUUUUUAGGACUUGGAGUAUGCGAAAAGGAUUGGACUGGGAUGGGAUGGAAUGGAAUCGAGCAGGUAGCUGAUGGAUAUCAUUUUUUUGUUAUUCUUCUUUUCCUUUGGCUUGCCUCAUUGUAUUGUGUGCUAGACUCACUUUCAACAUAACGCCAAAUAGGGGACGUUUUUGUACAUACAUAACUUCGUAACUUUUUUUUAUCAUUUUGAUCUUUCGCGUCUUUGUUUUACGAAAUAUC